Molecule: messenger RNA, 1650 nt
Organism: Ramularia collo-cygni
Lineage: Eukaryota; Fungi; Ascomycota; Dothideomycetes; Mycosphaerellales; Mycosphaerellaceae
Product: probable isochorismate synthase
Exons: 3
Coding region: 1-1650 (549 amino acids)
Biological process (GO): L-tryptophan biosynthetic process
Molecular function (GO): anthranilate synthase activity
Source: RefSeq, a predicted model, not a curated record
AUGGCAUCCACUACUCCGUCGUUGGAAGAAGUACGCAAUAUCGUCUCCGAGACCAAGGAAUGGUCCAAUGCGCCAAACCUCAUCCCACUAUGCGCCUCAAUCGCCGCCGAGUUUCUGACACCGUCUGCAAUCUACCUCAAGGUUUCAGCCAGCUCCCCAUCCAAGCAUUCAUUCCUCUUCGAGUCCGCCGCGACCUCUGAGACCAUUGGCCGCUACAGCUUCAUUGGCGCCAAUCCUCGCAAGACACUCGUCUCCGGACCCAAACAUGGCCUUGAGGCAGAUCCGCUUCCACAGCUCGAUGACGAACUCGCCCAAUACCGUAUCGCCCACAUUCCGUCCCUUCGACUUCCGCCGUUGACCGCAGGAGCUAUUGGCUAUGUGGGAUAUGACUGCGUCAAAUAUUUCGAGCCCAAGACCAAGCGGCCCAUGAAAGACAUAUUGGAAGUGCCAGAGAGUCUGUUCAUGCUGUACGACACAAUCGUCGCAGUAGAUCACUUCUUCCAGAAGAUUGUCGUCAUCACAUAUCUCCAUGUUCCCACCGCAGACGCACCGAAAGGCGCAUUGGAGGCGGUGUACGAAAAGGGCAAAGAGACAAUCUCAAGUCUGGUGAAGAUCUUGAAGAGCAAAGACCUUCCUCUCCCACCACAGGGCGAAAUUGUUCUGAACCAAGAAUAUUCAAGCAAUAUUGGCCGUGCGGGAUAUGAGGGACAUGUCACAGAGCUGRAGAAGCACAUUGUCGCAGGAGACAUCAUUCAGGCUGUUCCGUCUCAGCGCAUUGCCAGACCCACAAGUCUGCACCCCUUCAACAUCUACCGUCAUCUCCGCACCGUCAAUCCUUCGCCUUAUAUGUUCUACCUGGACUGCGACGAUUUUCAGAUAGUCGGUGCAAGUCCAGAGGUUUUGGUCAAGGAAGAGGCUGGCCGAAUCAUCACGCAUCCUAUCGCCGGCACCAUCAAACGUGGAAUCACCCCUGAUGCAGAUGCAGAGCUGGCUGCCACUCUGCACGCCAGUCUGAAGGAUCGUGCCGAACAUGUCAUGUUGGUUGAUCUGGCGAGGAACGAUGUCAACCGAGUUUGCGACCCAAUGUCCACGAGAGUGGAUAAAUUGAUGGUUGUGCAGAAAUUCAGUCAUGUACAGCAUCUCGUCUCGGAGGUGAGUGGUGUGCUGAGGGAGGGCAAGACGAGGUUCGACGCCUUCCGCAGCAUUUUUCCUGCGGGAACAGUUUCUGGCGCGCCCAAAGUAAAGGCCAUGGAGCUCAUCUCGGAACUUGAAGGCGAGAAACGUGGCGUGUAUGCUGGAGCAGUGGGUUACUUUGGCUAUGGAAGCAUUGAUGUGACUGCUCCUGCCGUGGAUGGACGUGGAGAGGAGAGGGAAGGCGCGAUGGAUACCUGUAUCGCUUUACGCACGAUGAUGGUCAAGAAUGGCGUUGCCUACCUUCAAGCUGGAGGUGGCAUUGUCUUCGACUCCGACGAGGGCGAGGAGUAUGAGGAGACCAUGAACAAGCUGGCCGCGAACAUGCGCUGCAUCGAACAAGCCGAGGUGCUUCACUUCGAGGAGCAGCAAGGUGACCUUUCGGUUACGAAAGUCAGCGAGGACAGUAGUAAAGUCGGCGGAGCACCUGAAGCCGGCAAGGUCAGUUUGGCGGGAUGA